Serinus canaria (Common canary) is the source of this 2731-nucleotide messenger RNA. Its product is annotated as small conductance calcium-activated potassium channel protein 2. NCBI's taxonomy places the organism in Eukaryota, Metazoa, Chordata, Aves, Passeriformes, Fringillidae. The coding region runs from base 1 to 2409 and encodes 802 amino acids. The record is from RefSeq and is a predicted model, not a curated record. The transcript is spliced from 8 exons. Gene Ontology annotation, molecular function: small conductance calcium-activated potassium channel activity; calmodulin binding. Gene Ontology annotation, cellular component: neuron projection; plasma membrane; neuronal cell body. Gene Ontology annotation, biological process: potassium ion transmembrane transport.
AUGCCCGUUGUUUUGGUGCGCCCGACCAAUCGGACGCGGCGGCUGGAUUCUACGGGAGCCGGGAUGGGCCCGUCGUGGCGGCAGCAGGACGCUCCCCUGCCGACCGUCACGCAUUGCGCAGGGUGCACCACCGCCCGGUCCUCCUGCGGCUUUAACGGCCCCGGCAUGGACCCGCCGCGCCACUUCCCGGCGGGCUUCGGCCCCGAGCAGCAGCACCAGCAACAGCAGCAGCAGCAGCGCCCGCCGGCGCCGCCGCACUGCCAGCCGCACGGCCAGGACAAGCAGAGCCUCCAGCAGCAGCAGCAGCAGCAGCAGCAGCAGCAGAGCCCGUGCCUCCAGUGCAACAACUGCGCCUACUACGGGGCUGCUGCGGCAGCCGCGGGGGAUAACCUGCCCCUGCUGCUCCGCGCUUCCUCGCCGCUUUCGGGCGCCUUUCGGACGCACUCCUCGCCGCUGUCUUCCGCCGCCUCCUCCCGGCACGGCAGCCAGCUGAACGUCAGCGAGUUCACCCCGUCCAGCCAUGCUGGCGCGUCCAGACAGCCUCACCAAUAUUCCCAGUACCACCAGUGCCAUAGCCUGCAGCAGCAGCAGGCAGCCAGCCCCAGCAGCAGUGUCAGCAGCAGCAGCACUCACCAUCAUCACCACCAUCACCAUCACCACCACCAUCACCAGCAGCAGCGCCGGGAGAGCAACCCCUUCACCGAAAUAGCCAUGAGCAGCUGCAGGUACAACGGCGGCGUCAUGCGGCCGCUCAGCAACCUAAGCUCGUCCCGCAGGAACCUGCACGAUCUGGACUCUGAGUCUCAACCGCUCCAGGCGCCGCUCGCCAGCCCCGCCGCCGGCGGCUCUGCCCCCGCCGCCGGCAGCCCUGCCGCCCCGGAGAUCGUGGUCUCCAAGCCCGAACACAACAACUCCAACAACCUGGCGCUGUACAGCUCCGCCGGCCCCGGCCCCGGCCCCGGCACGGGAAGCUCCAACAACGGCGGGGGCAAGUCUAGCAAGAAGAAGAACCAGAACAUCGGCUACAAGCUGGGACACCGCCGGGCUCUCUUCGAGAAGCGUAAGCGCCUCAGCGACUACGCGCUCAUCUUCGGCAUGUUUGGCAUCGUCGUCAUGGUCAUCGAGACCGAACUCUCCUGGGGCGCCUACACCAAGGAGUCUCUGUAUUCCCUCGCUCUGAAAUGCCUUAUUAGCCUCUCCACGAUUAUCCUGCUCGGGCUCAUCAUCGUGUACCACGCAAGAGAAAUCCAGUUGUUCAUGGUGGACAAUGGAGCAGAUGACUGGAGAAUAGCCAUGACUUACGAGCGUAUUUUCUUUAUCUGCUUGGAAAUACUGGUGUGUGCUAUACAUCCCAUACCUGGGAAUUACACAUUCACAUGGACAGCCCGGCUCGCCUUUUCUUACGCUCCAUCCACAACAACAGCUGAUGUGGAUAUUAUUUUAUCUAUACCAAUGUUCUUAAGACUUUAUCUUAUUGCCAGAGUUAUGCUUUUGCAUAGCAAACUUUUCACUGAUGCCUCAUCUAGAAGCAUUGGAGCAUUAAAUAAGAUAAACUUCAAUACCCGUUUUGUUAUGAAGACUCUAAUGACAAUAUGUCCAGGAACUGUACUGUUGGUUUUUAGUAUCUCAUUAUGGAUAAUUGCUGCAUGGACUGUCCGAGCUUGUGAAAGAUACCAUGACCAACAGGAUGUUACUAGCAAUUUCCUUGGAGCAAUGUGGUUGAUUUCAAUAACUUUUCUAUCCAUUGGAUAUGGGGAUAUGGUACCAAAUACAUACUGUGGAAAAGGGGUCUGUUUACUUACUGGAAUCAUGGGUGCUGGGUGCACUGCACUGGUGGUGGCUGUGGUGGCAAGGAAGUUAGAACUUACCAAAGCUGAAAAACAUGUGCAUAAUUUCAUGAUGGACACCCAGCUAACUAAAAGAGUGAAAAAUGCAGCGGCCAAUGUACUCAGGGAAACAUGGUUAAUUUAUAAAAACACAAAGCUGGUUAAAAAAAUAGACCAUGCAAAAGUAAGGAAACAUCAACGCAAAUUCUUGCAAGCUAUUCAUCAAUUAAGAAGUGUAAAAAUGGAACAAAGGAAACUGAAUGAUCAAGCCAACACUUUGGUGGACCUGGCAAAGACUCAAAACAUCAUGUAUGAUAUGAUUUCUGACUUAAAUGAAAGAAGUGAAGAUUUUGAGAAGAGAAUUGUUACUCUGGAAACUAAACUGGAAACUUUAAUUGGUAGCAUUCAAGCUCUUCCUGGACUGAUUAGCCAGACAAUCAGCCAGCAACAGAGGGAAUUCCUCGAGGCUCAGAUCCAAAAUUACGAUAAGCAUGUUGCCUACAGUGCUGAACGAUCACGAUCUUUGUCAAGAAGAAGGAGAUCAUCCUCCACAGCACCACCAACUUCAUCAGAGAGUAGCUAGAAGAGAAUAAGUUAACCGCAAAAUAAAGACUUUUUGCCAUCAUAUGGUCAAUAUUUUAGCUUUUAUUGUAAAGCCCUAUGGUUCUAGCCAGCGUUAUCUGGGUUCUGAUGUCAGAAUCCUGGAAACCUGAACACAUUUUAGGCCAAAAUGAGUGAAAACUCUUCUUUUUUUCCCCCCUCCUCCUCUCAGAUGCACAGUGAAUGCACCUAGUAUUGCUAUAUUAGAUUGUUCUUCCUGUAAUUUCACUUUUUAUUCAUGCACUUCAAACAAGCUUUACUACUACAGUACAUAAUCUAAUAUAAUAAAAAUGUUAAUUUCUGCA